Messenger RNA from Arctia plantaginis, 1287 nucleotides. Lineage: Eukaryota; Metazoa; Arthropoda; Insecta; Lepidoptera; Erebidae. The record is from the annotation of a GenBank genome assembly.
AUGUACACUUGUACGAGUGGCGAAAUACAAGGCGCCACGCUAUGGCUGGUAGUCUGUGGUGCCGCAGCGCUGAUAGUGGCUGCUCUAGUCACUCUCGCCUGCUGGAUAGCACGCCGUAGGAACUCGCUUGCUCACAAGCUUGGCGGCAAACGCGGCCCAGACAAGGCCCUGGUGUUCCAGCCACCUCGACGGGCAACUGCGGUGCGCUCCCCCGGCUCGGCAACGCACUACCUUCGAAAGUCCCCAUCGCCAACGGCUCCCGCACCGCCUGCUCCCCCUGCCCAGGUGAACACACCGCCCGCACAGCCACCACUCAAUAAUUCUGCAACCACUCCAACCGGAUGCAACAGCCCGCACUCACCGAUCGCGCCGACCGAACCAACCCCGCUCAGCAAGGAGCUUGCCGAUGCUAAUGCUACCGAGAAAACUAAGGUCGCUGAACCUGAAAACACUGAUGGACGACUUGGCGAUCUGCAUUUCAAGUUGCGCUAUGAAAAUGAGAAGAAUGCCCUGGUGGUAUCGGUGGUUUCGUGCCAAGGCCUGCCGGGACGGGAACCAGCUGGACCUGAUCCUUAUGUCAAACUGCAACUGCUCCCUGAUAAACAGCACAAAGUGAAAACAAGGGUGGUGCGUAAGACCCGUUGCCCGGUAUAUGAUGAAGACUUCACGUUCUAUGGGAUCGCCCCGCACCAGAUUACCGCCAUCACUCUGCAUUUCGUCGUACUCAGCUUUGACAGAUAUUCCCGUGAUGAAAUAAUUGGUGAGGUGGUAUCCCCGCUGUUAAACUUGCAACUUCACAGUGGAGAGGCGAUGGCGCUUUGCCGCGAGAUCCAACCGCGCAGUCUCAAGAUGCGCAGCGUUGGCCGUGGUGAGGUGCUGGUGUCGCUGUGCUGGCAGCCGGCCGCGGCGCGCCUCACCGUGGUGCUGCUCAAGGCGCGCAACCUGCCCAAGAUGGAUGUCACUGGACUUGCUGAUCCAUACGUGAAGAUGUACCUACUAUACAACGGCCAGCGCAUCGCCAAGAAGAAGACACACGUCAAGAAGCGAACUCUGAACCCUGUUUUCAACGAGUCGUUCGUGUUCGAAGUGCCGGCUGCUCCUAACGCUACCCUCGAUCACGUGUCCCUCGAGUUGCUGGUGCUGGACUGGGACAGGGUCACUAAGAAUGAGGUGAUCGGUCGGUUGGAGCUGGGCUGCAGCGGCGCGGGCAGCGCGCGGCACCACUGGCGCGAGGUGCAGGCCGCGCCGCGCCGCCAGAUCGCCGACUGGCACAAGCUCAAGGAGUGA